AUGGGUUUUCUCAAGCCGGAUACCAAAGCGACGGGGGCUUCAGAGCCCGUCGUGACCAUUAUCGCGAAUGAGGACAAGGUUGGGUGGUACAGGAAGCCAAACCUGAGAUAUCUCUACCUGAUCCUCUUUCCGGCGUGUAUGGGAAUCGAACUCACGUCUGGAUUUGAUUCCCAGAUGAUUAACGCUCUUCAAAUUGUCCCUUCGUGGGUGACUUACUUUGAUAACCCGCAAGGAUCCCUCAAGGGCAUCAUCGCCGCAGCAUACUCUCUUGGAGCGAUUCUAUCUCUUCCUUUUAUCCCAAUGGUCAAUGACAAAUAUGGUAGACGAUGGUCUAUCGUGGGAGGCUCAGUCAUCAUGAUUAUAGGAGCACUGAUUCAAGGAUUUUCUCAGCACGUUGCCAUGUAUAUCGUCGCUCGAAUCAUCCUCGGCUUUGGAAUUCCGACUUGCAUCGUUUCCGGCUCGUCCUUGAUCGGUGAACUCAGCUACCCGAAAGAGCGAGCGAUCCUCACCUCGUUAUUCAACGUUUCAUACUUCAUCGGCCAGAUUGUCGCCGCUGGCAUCACGUUCGGCACGAACAGCAUUCCCAGCAACUGGGGAUGGCGUAUACCUUCUUUACUGCAAAUGGUCCCCUCCAUUCUGCAGAUUACAUUCGUCUUCCUCCUGCCCGAAAGCCCUCGAUGGCUUGUUACAAAAGGCCGCAGCGAAGAGGCCAAUGAGAUUCUGAUCAAGUAUCACGCCGAGGGCGACCGAGACUCUGAGUUUGUCCAUGCAGAGAUGGCACAGAUUGAGGCCACCAUUGAGCUUGAGGUUGAAUCAUCCAAGAAGAGCUGGCUCUCCCUCGUCGAGACGGCAGGCAUGAGGCGACGAACGCUGAUUUCAUCGUUCCUCGGCUUGUUUACUCAGUGGUCCGGCAAUACUCUCAUCUCAUAUUAUCUGGGCGAUCUCCUAGCAAUGAUUGGGCAGACAGACUCUGUCUUUAAGCAGAAGAUCAACGUUGCCAUAGCCUGCUGGUCAUUGUUCGCCGGUGUCACUGUGUCUCUGCUCGUCAACCGUUUUAACCGCCGAACAAUGUACCUUACAUGCACGAUUAGCUUGCUCGUUGUCUACAUCUGCUGGACUGUGACAAUGCAGCAGAGUAUCAAGGGCAAUGAGCUUGGCAUCCCCAACAAAGCUGCCGGUGCAGCCACCAUCUUCUUCAUCUUUGCGUACCAGCCUUGUUAUAACAUUGGCUACAACGCGCUCACGUAUACGUACAUGGUUGAGUUGUGGCCAUACGUCGAGCGGUCCAAGGGAAUUUCCGUGUUCCAGCUGUUUGGGCGACUUGCUGGAUUCUUUGCUACUUUUGUGAACCCGAUUGGCCUGCAAAACAUUAGCUGGAGGUGGCUGAUUGUCUAUUGCUGCUGGCUGGCCUUUGAGAUUGUUUUCGUCUGGUUCCUGUUCCCUGAGACAGCUGGUCGAACUUUGGAGGAACUCACCUUUUUGUUUGAGGAUAAAACCCUGGCCGAUCAGGCAGUCAUGGCGGUUGAGAAAGCCGUGCACCAUGAGGAUAUGGGCGCAAAAGCCAUCGAGCUUGGCGAGGUGCAGCAAGUUGAAAAGGCUUCAAGCAAUGUGGCUGCACACAGUGUCAAGGUAUAG
Messenger RNA from Trichoderma atroviride IMI 206040, 1635 nucleotides. NCBI's taxonomy places the organism in Eukaryota, Fungi, Ascomycota, Sordariomycetes, Hypocreales, Hypocreaceae. The record is from RefSeq and is a predicted model, not a curated record.